Messenger RNA from Camellia sinensis, 581 nucleotides. The record is from RefSeq and is a predicted model, not a curated record. Lineage: Eukaryota; Viridiplantae; Streptophyta; Magnoliopsida; Ericales; Theaceae.
GUGUGUUUUGUAGUGCAAAAAGUUGACUAAAUAACGUUCAUAGCAAUCAUUUAGCAAACAAAGAUGAAAUAUGAGGAAGAUGAAUUGAGUGAAGAACAGAUUGCUGAGUUUCAGGAAGCUUUUUGCUUGCUUGACAAAGAUGGAGAUGGUAAGCAUAUGUUUCUCUUUAUUUUUCUCUCUCCUUUUUGGUUCACAGGUUGCAUCACCAUUGAAGAAUUGGCCACGGCAGUUAAAUCAAUUGAUCAAAUUCCAACAGAAGAAGACUUGCAGAGCAUGAUCAGUGAAGUUGAUGUCAAUGGUAAUGGAACUAUAGAAUUUGGGGAGUUCUUGCAUCUCUUGGCCACAAAGAUGAAGGAAAGUGAAGCAGAAGAGGAACUAAAAGAAGCCUUUAAAGUAUUUGACAAGGAUCAAGAUGGUUACAUAUCGCCCAAUGAGUUGAGAAAUGUAAUGUUUAACUUAGGAGAGAGGCUGACUGAUGAAGAGGUGGAGCAGAUGAUUAGAGAUGCUGAUUUGGAUGGUAAUGGUCUGAUUGAUUACAAGGAAUUUGUUAGAAUGAUGUUGGCUGCAUGACGAGUUCACCU